Molecule: messenger RNA, 1904 nt
Organism: Stegastes partitus (bicolor damselfish)
Lineage: Eukaryota; Metazoa; Chordata; Actinopteri; Pomacentridae
Gene: tmem138
Product: transmembrane protein 138
Exons: 5
Coding region: 538-1026 (162 amino acids)
Cellular component (GO): cilium
Source: RefSeq, a predicted model, not a curated record
AAAAAAGCAGCUGUGGAGGCUCCGAGGGGCAGCAUUGUUUGCGGAUAAAAGUAGAAAUAGGCGCAAUUUAGUGUUUCUUCUCGACUCAGAGUAACCUGUUUUCGUUCUUCAUACGUUUUUCCGGUGAUGUAGCAAAUGAGGAAACUUUCAACACAAAAGAUGUCAAUAUGCUGCAUUUGACAGGCUCAAACCCAGCUCGUCUGAUAUCUUGGAAAGCCUGCUAUCAUCGCAGAGAUCUUUUUUCAUCAAGGACAGUGUUUCUUGACAGCGGAACAAACCGGAGUGAAGAGUACAUACAUCCAAAGAACAACUGAUGGAAAAAGCCACCGCUGAUAACUAUGUGAAUGGACCAUACGUGACCCAUUGUUUGCUUUUAUACCUCUGCCAGUAUUUUUAGACGAAAUUAUGUAGCUGGUGAAUAUUGAACUACCAGAUCUGUGUCACCAUCAAGUACUUGGAUCUGUAAGGAACUUCAGCCAGAAGACCGGUGUAGAAUAGACUGUGAAGCUUGGUGGUGAGCAGGAUCAACCCCAGAAGAUGCUCCAGACUGGCAACUACUCACUGGUGCUGCUGAUCCAGCUGACCCUGUUGGCCUAUGACCUCUUUGUCAACUCUUUCAGUGAACUUCUGAGAGGAGCGCCUGUCAUCCAACUAGUGCUUUUCAUCAUUCAGGACAUUGCCAUCUUGUUCAACGUGAUCAUCAUUCUCCUGAUGAUGUUCAACACCUACGUGUUCCAGGUCGGCCUGGUGUCUCUGCUGCUGGAGAGAUUCAGGGCUCUGCUGGUAUUUGCCCCUCUUUACCUGACCCUCAGCAUCUGUUUCCACUGCUGGGUGAUGAACCUACGAUGGCUUGAUUCAAACCGUUUUGUUUGGACGGAUGGUCUUCAAGCUCUAUUUGUUUUCCAGAGAACAGCGGCUGUGCUGUAUUACUACUUGUACAAGCGUACAGCGGAGUAUAUGGGAGACCCGAGGUUGUACGAGGACUCUUUGUGGCUGCGCGAUGCCUUUGCCAGAGCUCGUCAGUGAAGAAAAGACAGCUCCCACAGAGACUUAAAAGGAUCUGCAAAGAAAACCCCAUCUGACAUUACUUACACUGGGCAUCAUCAUCAUCCAGAGAACAUGCAAACUCCACGCAGAAGGAUUCCGGUGCCCCCCACCGGGACGCGAGCCGGCAACCUUCUUGCUGCGAGGCAACAGUGCUACCAACUGCGCCACCCUGCAGCCCGCAUCAACAUCAGCUACUCUGAAUUUUGGAUUACUGUCUUUUUUUAUUCUUUAAAUUUUAUUUCAGAAUUUACUGGAGGACAGUUCAAUGAUGCACCACCCUUUUCUCAAGAGGGUUCUCUACAGAUUUGACAUUUGGAAAGAAUUGUUGCACUAUAUAUAUAUAUAUAUAUAUCACAAAGCAACAGACUGAUGUUGCACACACAUGGAGCUCAAUAACGGAGCGGGUGAAAGUCUCAACCACAGUUUGUGUUUACUGGCUCUUCAUAGCCAAGCAGACAGCCGGUUAAAUGGUUUACAAUGGCAGGUAAGCCAAGCAUGGCACAUGUAGUAUUGUAUUAAUCAGGAUUUAGUCGGUUAACCUUUGUGGCCUUGUACAUAACAUUGGGUUGCAGACAGAAUGCAGCACAGUGGAAGAAUGUUUAUAUUUUAGCAAAGGUAAGUUUGUUUUGAUCUGUAGUGAUGAACAUUUUUAGUACAAAGUCUAGUUAUUGUGUUCUUUGAAAUUUCUAUUGAAAAAGACCAAACCUGUUGGUUUAUUUUGCCUUAUUUAAGGUUAGUAUGUGAUGUUUACAUGAUUAAUGUAAUGCUAUUAAGCCAAUUUUCCUGUGAAACCAGUUAUCUAAGUGGGGAUCUUUGAGUAAUGUUCCUGCUGUUUUUAUUAAAUAAUCCUUCUCUAA